AUGAGAUUUUCAAGGUCGUUAAUGGAGCACUGGUUUGACCCCAAGAGUUACGUACCACAACGACUCGCUGAAGGCCAAACUGUGCGUAAUAAAACGUUGGUGAAGGAAUGGCACCAGUGGAGGGCAUACUUUUCAGGGCGAGGAGAUGAGGAGCGGCAAAAGGCUUCCAGCUCUGCAAGUAUAACGAUCCCGGCUGUGCAGAGCUGGCGCGUUGAAGCUGAAUCGCAAGCAGCAACGGCGACCUCUAGCCAAGACGCCAUACCGCCUAGUGCUAUCGAGGACAAUGUUUGGCAACUGAAUCCAACAUCCGCCGCGUUAACAUCACCGUCAAUAUCACCACUGUCAUCCAAUAAGUUGGGACCCGGGCCUCUCUUCGAGCUCAGGACUGCUUUUGCCGCCGCUUUCCAGUCCUUCAUUGGUCAUCCAUGGAGACUGCCCUCUGGAACAGUUGUGGAUGAUGUACAGGACCAAGCCGAGAAUAGGUACGAGCUUCCAGCCUUCAUGAUCCAUGAGAUGAGAAAGUUUAGGAAGGGGCCUGAGCAGCUGCAGGAAAUGCUCAGCUCUGGCUGGCGGGGCCUUGAGCUAGGAGAUAAGAAUGAUGGCAUCUCGGUUAGUGCUUUGGAAGCUUUCCGAGCAUGCAUGUACCACUCCAUGUUGAAUAUGUACAUGGCGUACUCCUCUCAGAAUUUCGAGUUACCAAAAUCGCAAUCUGAGAGCUGGUACAGGACAUUUAUUUGGGGAUUCCUUCCUCAGCUCUUUUCUUCAGGACGCGCCCUCAUCUAUGAGCCAGGUGAAAAAGGUGUAUCUGCAUCAGCGGCCAGGAAGAACACCCACCGUGACCUCAGCGUUCCAUUCAAACGAGGGCACAUGGCUGAUGGGAUCAUUUCUUGCAGGAGCAGUAACUGCGAGCUCUGUGCCAUAGAGUUCAGCAAGUUCGAGGAUGGGCCAACUGCCACGAAAGUUCUCGAGGACUCCAGGAAGCUUGGGAAAAUGCUCAAAGAUAUGUUUGACGCCAUCAUGAGCAAAUGUCAAAAGCCAUCCAUUGUCCAGAAGAGCUUGAGGGCCUAUGGCUUGGUCAUUUCUGGCCGAAUUAUUUACUUUAUCUCAGUGCGAUACCUCGAUGGUAGGUAUUUCCGAUUACAAACCGAGCAGGUCAUGGCCCUACCCUCAGUUUGGGAUCGGGAGAGCAUCACCUGCACGAUUGUGGCUCUGCUCUCAAAGCUUCUGAUCUUCAAGCAGCGUAUGUUGGAGAUGUCAGAGAAAGUAAUUGAGUGGACCCAGGUUGUAGACCUUGAGGACAUAAAGCAAAUGGCCCAUAGUUCCUCCCUAGAUGACGAGGGCGCAUUUAGCGAAUUAAUGACUUGUAGCUCGCCUUGA
This is a messenger RNA of Lobosporangium transversale, 1377 nucleotides long. RefSeq lists its product as hypothetical. The transcript has 4 exons. The coding region runs from base 1 to 1377 and encodes 458 amino acids. Lineage: Eukaryota; Fungi; Mortierellomycota; Mortierellomycetes; Mortierellales; Mortierellaceae. The record is from RefSeq and is a predicted model, not a curated record.